Eublepharis macularius is the source of this 1380-nucleotide messenger RNA. RefSeq names its product signal peptidase complex subunit 2 (gene SPCS2). The record is from RefSeq and is a predicted model, not a curated record. Bases 32 to 670 code for a protein of 212 amino acids. Gene Ontology annotation, biological process: protein targeting to ER. The transcript has 5 exons. Gene Ontology annotation, cellular component: membrane; signal peptidase complex. NCBI's taxonomy places the organism in Eukaryota, Metazoa, Chordata, Lepidosauria, Squamata, Eublepharidae.
ACAGGUCGCGAAGUGGGAAGGAGGAGACAAGAUGGCGGCGAAAGGCGGCGGCGGUAGCGGAGGAGGCGGCGGCGGCGCGAGUAGGAAUGGGAUAUUGGACAAGUGGAAGAUCGAUGAUAAGCCUGUGAAAGUGGACAAGUGGGAUGGGUCAGCGGUGAAGAAUUCUUUGGAUGAUUCUGCCAAAAAGGUUCUCCUGGAAAAGUAUAAGUACGUGGAGAACUUCUGCCUGAUAGACGGUCGCCUCAUCAUUUGCACCAUCUCCUGCCUGUUUGCCAUAGUGGCUUUAAUAUGGGAUUACCUUCACCCCUUCCCCGAAUCGAAGCCCGUCCUCGCGGUCUGUGUCAUAUCAUAUUUCGUGAUGAUGGGCAUUCUCACCAUCUAUACCUCAUAUAAGGAGAAGAGCAUCUUCCUGGUAGCACAUAGGAAAGAUCCGGCGGGGAUGGAUCCCGAUGACAUCUGGCAGCUGUCCUCAAGCCUGAAGAGGUUCGACGAUAAAUAUACCCUGAAGAUGACAUUCAUCAGUGGCAGAACCAAGCAGCAGAGGGAGGCAGAGUUCACCAGGUCCAUCGCCAAAUUCUUAGAUUGCAACGGCACCUUAGUUAUGGAGGCCUUUGAGCCGGAAGUCUCCAAGCUUCACGACAGCCUGCUUUCGGAAAGGAAGACCAAGUAGGCCGUACCCAAGUCUCUGCCUUCCUGCUGGGCGCGGGCUGAGUUUAAGCCAAUAAAGCAAAAUAGCAACGAAUGUUAGCCUCUGUUUUUGUCCUGAACCCCUCCAUCAGCUCUUUUCCCUUUCCCCUCCCUCUAGAAAAACAGGAGCAAGAGUUUUGCCUGUUUUGCCUUGCUAUGGGUCUAAAUGUCUUACCUGACUUGUUCCCAUAGAGUUGCCAAGGACUUUGGGGACAGAGAGGUGCCGCUCGAUCUUGUAUAUGAUUUCUUGAAAAAUGCUGUGUUUUUAAGAGACCUCUGUAGGGUUCAGCACAUAGACAUGGCUGAUGUGGGGGGAGGGGAAUGUUACUUUUUACAUUCGGAAUUCGGGGCAACCGUGUUCCCAAUCCAGUUCUCUUUGCCAGCAAGUUUUCUUUAUUUUUAUAUUUAUCAGGAAAGGGAGAGAGUUUUUUUAAAUAGAAAAUGUUUUAUUUGGGGAGGGAUUGGGGGUGAGAGAAGUAAGCUGUCUAGAAAGAAAGAUAAGUUUCCAGGGUGAAGGUAGCUUGCCAAGCUUUGAAGAAAGAGGGUCAUUUAAAAUUCGCUCCACCUGUGUGUUGUCUCAUAUGGUGCAUUUUUUUUCCAUGCUGAAAUAUCUGUUCCUUCUAUCCCUUGUAUAACUGCCAUUUUCUAAAAUGAUAUUUUUUUUCCAAUAAAAGGAAAACUACUGUGAAAAGA